This is a messenger RNA of Daphnia magna, 465 nucleotides long. RefSeq lists its product as uncharacterized. The record is from RefSeq and is a predicted model, not a curated record. The transcript has a single exon. NCBI's taxonomy places the organism in Eukaryota, Metazoa, Arthropoda, Branchiopoda, Diplostraca, Daphniidae. Bases 1 to 465 code for a protein of 154 amino acids.
AUGAAUGAAGCUAUCGCUGUAAAAGGAACACGUUCCUUUCACUAUUUCGUACCAAUCAACUCUUUUCAAAUCAAAGCAUCUCAACUCUCAGGACCUGAUUCUGACUUUAAAGUAUUUGAUGUUCUUCCUGUUCCGAAUGCUGAAUUUGAUUUUGAUUCUUGUCAAGUGGACGAUUUUGUGGCAUGUAUUUAUGAAUUUGAUGGUUGCUGGUAUGUUUCGCGAAUUACCAAUAUUGAUGUAGUUAGCAAAGAAUUUGAAGUUGAAUUUUUUUCGCCUAACGGUCACACUGGUUUCGUUAAAGGCUACAAAACGACCAAAGAUUCAUCAUGGAUAAGAAACGAAAAUAUGUUGCUCAAAGUCAUUUCCCUUAAAAAGACCACUGUUCGUGGUAGACUGUUUAAACUUGAUAAAAAUGAAUAUGAUAUUAUUGAAAAUAAAUUUUCAAGCCGUAUGGCUGAUGGAUGA